GCUGUGUCACUCAGUCCGCUCGGCGCGCCCCUUCCUCCGCGGUCCUUCCGCACCGGCUGACUGGCUCUUCCGGUCUCCAGCGCCCCUCUCCUGCAGGCGGGUCUCGGGCCGCAGCCUGGCGCACGCCGGCUCGGGCCUGUGGAGGAGUCUCGCGCUGUGCCCCGGAGCCGGGCUCCGGAUCCACGCUGGCCAUGGCGAGCGGUGCCGCCAGAUACCGGCUGAGCUGCUCGCUCCCGGGCCACGAACUGGACGUGAGGGGCCUGGUGUGCUGCCUCUACCCGCCGGGAGCCUUUGUGUCUGUGUCCCGGGAUCGUACCACCCGCCUCUGGGCUCCAGAUAGUCCUAACAGGGGCUUUACAGAAAUGCACUGUAUGAGCGGCCACUCUAAUUUUGUGUCUUGUGUGUGCAUCAUACCCUCAAAUGACAUGUAUCCUCAUGGACUAAUUGCCACUGGAGGAAAUGACCACAAUAUUUGCAUUUUCUCGCUGGACAGUCCGAUGCCACUUUAUAUUUUAAAAGGUCACAAAGAUACUGUUUGUAGUCUUUCUUCUGGAAAAUUUGGGACAUUACUUAGUGGCUCAUGGGACACCACUGCUAAAGUCUGGCUGAAUGACAAAUGCAUGAUGACAUUACAGGGUCAUACAGCUGCAGUGUGGGCAGUAAAGAUUUUACCUGAACAGGGCUUAAUGUUAACUGGAUCAGCAGACAAGACGAUUAAACUAUGGAAGGCUGGAAGAUGUGAGAGGACUUUUUCAGGGCAUGAAGACUGUGUAAGAGGCUUGGCAAUCUUGAGUGAGACAGAAUUUCUUUCCUGUGCAAACGAUGCCAGUAUUAGAAGGUGGCAGAUCACCGGCGAGUGUCUGGAAGUGUACUAUGGACAUACAAACUAUAUUUAUAGCAUAUCUGUCUUUCCAAACUGCAGAGAUUUUGUGACAACUGCAGAAGACAGAUCUCUAAGAAUAUGGAAACAUGGUGAAUGUGCACAAACAAUCCGACUUCCAGCUCAGUCUAUAUGGUGCUGCUGUGUGCUGGACAAUGGUGACAUUGUGGUUGGUGCGAGUGAUGGUAUUAUUAGAGUGUUUACAGAGUCAGAGGAGCGGACAGCAAGUGCUGAGGAAAUCAAGGCUUUUGAGAGAGAGCUCUCUCAGGCAACUAUCGAUUCCAAAACUGGUGACUUGGGGGACAUUAAUGCUGAGCAGCUUCCUGGGAGGGAACAUCUGAGUGAACCAGGUACUAGAGAAGGACAGACUCGUCUAAUCAGAGAUGGAGAGAGAGUUGAAGCCUAUCAGUGGAGUGUUAGUGACGGGAGGUGGAUAAAAAUUGGUGAUGUUGUUGGCUCAUCUGGUGCUAAUCAGCAAACAUCUGGAAAAGUUUUAUAUGAAGGGAAAGAAUUUGAUUAUGUUUUCUCAAUUGAUGUGAAUGAAGGCGGACCAUCGUAUAAAUUACCAUAUAAUGUCAGUGAUGAUCCCUGGCUAGUUGCGUACAACUUCUUGCAGAAAAAUGAUUUGAAUCCCAUGUUUCUGGAUCAGGUGGCUAAAUUUAUUAUUGAUAACACAAAAGGUCAAACACUGGGACUUGGGAAUCCCAGUUUUUCAGACCCGUUUACAGGCGGUGGUCGCUAUGUUCCAGGAACUUCAGGACCUUCCAACACAGUCCAGACAGCAGAUCCUUUCACAGGUGCUGGUCGUUACAUGCCAGGUUCUGCAGGUAUGGGCACCGCCAUGCCUGGAGUUGAUCCAUUUACAGGGAGUAGUGCCUACCGAUCAGCUGCAUCUAAAACAGUGAAUAUUUAUUUCCCCAAAAAAGAAGCUCUUACCUUUGACCAAGCAAACCCUACACAAAUAUUAGGAAAACUGAAGGAACUUAAUGGAACUGCACCUGAAGAGAAGAAGCUAACUGAAGAUGACUUGGUACUUCUUGAAAAGAUACUGUCCCUGAUUUGUAAUAAUUCUUCAGAAAAGCCAACAGCCCAGCAACUUCAGAUUUUGUGGAAAGCUGUCAACUGGCCUGAAGACAUUGUCUUUCCUGCACUUGACAUUCUUCGGCUAUCAAUUAAGCAUCCCAAUGUGAAUGAGAAUUUCUGCCAUGAAAAAGGAGACCAGUUUAGCAGCCAUCUUAUCAACCUUCUGAACCCUAAAGGAAAGCCAGCAAACCAGCUGCUUGCUCUUAGGACUUUUUGCAAUUGCUUUGUUAGUCAGGCAGGACAGAAGCUCAUGAUGUCCCAGAGGGAGUCACUGAUGUCACAUGCAAUAGAACUGAAAUCGGGGAGUAAUAAGAACAUUCAUAUUGCUCUGGCUACAUUGACCUUGAACUAUUCUGUUUGUUUCCAUAAAGACCAUAACAUUGAAGGGAAAGCUCAAUGUUUGUCAGUAAUUAGUACAAUCUUGGAGGUUGUACAAGACCUAGAAGCCACAUUUAGACUCCUUGUGGCUCUUGGGACACUUAUCAGUGAUGAUUCAAAUGCUAUACAAUUAGCCAAAUCUUUAGGUGUUGAUUCUCAAAUAAAAAAGUAUGUCUCCGUAUCAGAGCCUGCUAAAGUAAGUGAAUGCUGUAGACUUAUCCUAAAUUUGCUGUAGCAGUGGGGAAAGGAAGCUGAGGAGUUUUUUGUUUUUUUUCUCCCACAUUUUACAUGACUGACUGCAGAUGUUUAAAAAAAGAAAGGAAAACUGGAUUAAGUUCAGAUCUUGUAAAGUUGUGUCGAGGAGAAACAAAUUAUAAAUAAAGUUUUUGCACUGCUGGCUGUGAGGUUUUCCUGUGUAAUGGAGUAGAUUGUCAAGGGUGUAGAAACAUUAAAAGCUAUAAUCAACAACAGCACAAUUACAACAGCAUUUUCCUCCUCACCUUAAGCACUCAGGAGAACACAGAGGUUAUAUAACCUGUUUCUGUUUCUGUAUGACAUCUUGUUCAGUUGACUGUUCUCUUUUGUACAUUAGCUUCUCCACUUUCACUCUUGUAUUCUUUCAAUAGCACUGAUACAUUUCAAGGUCUUCUUUUAGGAUUUACUUGAAAAAUAAUUUCAAUUAAGUUUGUUAUAAAUUGCAAAUGGAUAAAUAUACAAUAAUUUCUGCAGCCAUUUGUAAUAGAAAGUACCCUCUUUCAUGGUUCAAUUUUACAUGAAGAAAGCAAAUUGGUAAGCUGUUAUAUUACAUAUCAAUUCAGACAAAUGCGGCCUUAAAUGAUUAUGGUUUAGGAGUUUCACUAUAUGAGGUAACUUCAUUUAAGUUUUGACAUCUGAUUAUUUGUGGUCAUUAUUUACAAGUUAAAUCAUUUCUUUUAUCCUUCACCAUUUGAAGUAAUGUCAUUUUUCAUUUCAGUUUUGAUAUGAUUAUGUAUUUGUUGAUCAUCUUCACUACUUCAAAGAGAAUAUUUUGAAUUUUUUUUACUUUUACUAGACAAUCGUGCAAGCAACAUUUAUCAGACUUUAAAGUAAAAAACCUGUCAUGUGAAAUUAGUAGUUUUAGUCCCUGGAAUGGUUCAGAUAUUACAUUAUAUACAUUGCUAUCUAAUUCUCAAAUCAGCUUUCUUUGAAAAGUAGUUAUUAUGCUUUUGUUUUCAAAAGGAAAGGUAAUAGAAUAAAUUAUAAUAGGGGGAAAAAUGAACAUAAAGGUAAGAGUACUCCUUGCGAUCUGCACAAAGCACUUGCCUUGAUGCAGCUUCCUAGAAAGCCACAGAUUUAUUUCUGAAUAUCCCAACAACUAAAACAACGGAGGACAUAUCCUUUAAUUGAACAAUUCAUUAUGUCUUUGACAGUGCUGUUUCUUCUUUCUUUUUUGGUUUCUCAAGACAAGGUUUCUCUGAGUAGCCCUGGCUUUUCUGGCACUCGCUUUGUAGACCAGGUUGACCUUGAACCCAGAAACCUGUCUGCCUCUGCCUCCUGAGUACUAGGAUUAAAGCCACCAUUCCCAGCUCAAUCCCUUUUCUUAAGAAGUGUACUUAUAUUGGUAUGUGUAUGUGUGUACCUUUUGGUUUUAUUUGUUUUUCGGUAUUAGAGACCAAACCAGGGUGCAUGUUGGGGAAGGUCUACUCACUGGAUUACAUUCCCAGCUCCGGUUCUUUGAUUUUGAUUAUGGAAGAAAUGGUUUUAUAAAGACUCUGUUUAUAAUGGUGUGCAAUGUUCUCAACAUUGACAUUACGGAGAACCAUGGGGUUUCCUGACUUAAUGCCAUAUUACAAUCUAAGAAGGACAAUUUUUUUUUUCCACUAAGGGCAGGAAGGUUCUGAGUGUUUAGAUUAAUACAGGGAAGAAUUUACAGAGUAUCAAAAGGAAGUGAGGAAAUGUAAAUAGGGGAUGUGUACCUUACUAAGUGUUAAACUCCAAAUCCCUGUGUGUACCUGAACUUUAAACUUUAUGUUGCUAGUUCAUUUAUGUACUCUUGUUUUUACUUGUAUUGAAUUGAGACUUAAAUUUUUAUAUCAGAAUUACAUGGUAAAACGCAAAUCAUCCUGGUGCCAUUACAAUACUUGGCUUGUUAAUACAUCCAAUCUAGCAUGCAAUUUUAAGUACAAUCUAUGUUAUAUUUUGAAAAGCAGGGUGGAUAUCUUUGAAAAAAGGAUGGAUGUGGUCUUACUUAAAACAUGAAUUCACUCUUCAGAAUGUAAGAGGUGGAAAAUUGUAAAUACUUUUGUUUAUCACUGUCUUUUUUAUGACUAUCUUAUUUGUACAGCUUAACAAAACAUGAUCUCACUUGAACCUGUUAAA
This is a messenger RNA of Grammomys surdaster, 4699 nucleotides long. RefSeq names its product phospholipase A2 activating protein (gene Plaa). The transcript is spliced from 14 exons. Gene Ontology annotation, cellular component: nucleus; cytoplasm. Gene Ontology annotation, biological process: proteasome-mediated ubiquitin-dependent protein catabolic process; ubiquitin recycling. Gene Ontology annotation, molecular function: ubiquitin binding. The record is from RefSeq and is a predicted model, not a curated record. NCBI's taxonomy places the organism in Eukaryota, Metazoa, Chordata, Mammalia, Rodentia, Muridae. Bases 192 to 2576 code for a protein of 794 amino acids.